Synchiropus splendidus (mandarinfish) is the source of this 2475-nucleotide messenger RNA. It is a transcript of the gene gtse1, whose product is annotated as G-2 and S-phase expressed 1. The coding region runs from base 106 to 2265 and encodes 719 amino acids. Gene Ontology annotation, molecular function: microtubule binding. The transcript is spliced from 12 exons. Gene Ontology annotation, cellular component: microtubule cytoskeleton; cytoplasmic microtubule. The record is from RefSeq and is a predicted model, not a curated record. NCBI's taxonomy places the organism in Eukaryota, Metazoa, Chordata, Actinopteri, Syngnathiformes, Callionymidae.
CCAGAUUUGAAUUGUUUGUGAACGUCUCUUUUCACCGAGGGCGAAAAAAUAUUGGCAAGUUUUGCUUUACUUCAGGUCUGUAACGAGGGAAGAAACUCCAGCGGGAUGGACUGCCCAGCUCCCCAGGAUCUCAUCUUCGUGUGUGAUGAGAAGUUCGACUUUGAUGUGUCUUGGUCCCCUGGCAGCUCCUUGGGUGAUGAAGAAGAGGCGGCUGUGUUCAUGGAUUCGUCCAGUGAAAAGGAUCGCUGUGCCUCUGCAAAGCUGGAGUCUGGUCGUGAUGGUGUGCUGGACAGCUUGAGCUCACUGACUGGAGACCAGAUGGAUGCUCUGUUUCAAGAAGCUCACAAAGUGGCCGUCCAGCUCCAGAACUGUGAGUUUAACAUAGCCAACAGCGAAGAGCAGGAAAAGCCCUGUCAGAUGAGCAAUAGCACCAGUCAGCGUGAAGAGUUCGUCCAAGACGUUGAGAACAAACUGAGUAUGCUCAGUCAGCCUGCCAGCGCGUGCAGCCCCAUGAAACGUCAGACCUUUGUGGUGCAGGACAGUCCCAUGAAGGAACUUCCCCCGGUUUUCCAACAGCGGCUUCUGAGAGGAAGCAGCUCAACUGUGACUCCGGCAUCCAGACUUUCUAAAGCCUCUCGACUGGCUGCAUCCACUGGCUCCUCCACCCGGCCGGCUCCUUCCACCCGUUUGUCCACCCGACUCUCUAGCACCUCUAGCCCAGCCGCUUCCACUCGCCCUGCUGCGUCCACACGUUUGUCCACCCGGCUCUCUACCGCUUCCCGACUUGCCACCUCCAGUCCUGCCAGUACAGCCAAGCCCAAGCCUGUGCAAGCACUGCGAGGGAAAGCCAUGUCCAGUGUUGGAGUUGUUCAGCCAAACAAACCUGCUGCAGUCUCUGCGUCCAGCAAGAAAGUGGAGAGAGCCAAGCUGCAGCCAGCAAGCAAACUGGCACCAUGCUGGAACAAGAGUCCAAGUUCCCGGUCCUCAGGCAAAGCAGGGUCAAGUGAGGAUCUGCUUUCUGACUCGGUGAGCGUGGCCUCAGACAUGAGCGACUCCUCGCUCAACUCUGGCCUGCUGGGGAAACACUCUCUGCCUCCGCCGACCAAGAGCACUGUAAAACGGUCCGUCGUCAAAGCUCCACCUCCACAAACUCGCCAGAUGACUGAGAGGCGGAAGACGUCCUCGUCUUCAUCGUCCGUGUCCAGCUUCAACUCCAGCCUUUCUCUCUCCCCUGCUCCUGGUAAAGCCACGACUUCAGUCAACAGGCGUAGGAGCUGUGCCGCUGGCCCCGCCCCCAACAGUGUGAGCAAACCUGCAGCACAAAACAGACCCCGUCGCUCCGUCAUCAACACGGUCUCCGAGGCUGGCACCGCUGCCCGUCGCCCAUCGGGCAUCCUGAGGAAAACGUCUGAGCCGGAGCUGGGUAAAAUCGGCAGGUCCACGCCGCUGAAGAGAACCGAGGUCACAUCCCUGCAGCCUCCAUCCACUGGGCCGGCAAAGUCCAAACCUCAAGCCCUUGUCCCGCCUACUCUGAGCGGGAUCAGGAGGGGAGCCGGCAGUGUGGAAGGUUUGUCUCCAGACUCAACCCAGAUGCUAAAGCGGAAGCAGCUGGUGUUAGCCAGCAACAAGCAAAUUCUUCCUCAGAAGUCUGUUUCCGUGUCUACACCCCCUGCUGGGGGAUGCUGGUCACUUCAACCUAAGGCACGCCGGCCCUCAGCCCUCCCUACGCCGCUGAGGCGCGGGAUGUCGGCCAUUCCGUUUGCCACGCCAACCAACCAGACAAGAGUGGGACGACCAGUGGCAGACUCUGACCCCAGUCCAGCCAGAGAAACCCGCAUCUGCAGUCCCUCCCCGGCUGACUGCCAGGGGUCUGUGGAGUCCGUUCCCAUGAUCAAGCCCUUUUGUCUGGACGACGACCCCCCUGUGACGCCGCCACCCGUACAAGAGCCUGAACAGCCGGAGACCACAGAGACUGAAGUAGCUGGUGACAGCUCACCAGAGGCCGACAGAAACCUGAUGGAGCUGGAGGCCCAGGAGGAGGGGCAGAGCAGACAGAAAGAGGUUCUUCUGUUGGAUCUUCCUGCUCCAACUCCACAGCCUCAGGAGAAGCUCCUCAUCGACCUGACCAACACCCCGGACCUGAUCCGUACCAGCAUCAAGUCUGACAUUACGUCUCAGCUAAUUGACCUGAGUUCUCCGCUCAUCAAGUGGAGUCCAGAGGACAAGCGGGAGAACAAUGCUCCGCUCAUCAACCUGUCUUUCUGAAGUGGCCUCACCCAAAACCCCAGUUAACAAGAUGGGGACGGAGAACUCUCUGGAGAGGGAAACUUGAAUAAUGAUGAAAAUAUGAAUCCGCUGCCGAGAUGCCUCUCGUCUGCCUCACUGCUCUGAUGAAUGUGUGAUUAAACGUUGAUUUUGUUGUGACAGUGUCUGAAAACUGAUCCUUCUCAAAUAAAAUAUUUUUAAGUUAAGUGA